Messenger RNA from Trypanosoma rangeli, 1005 nucleotides. RefSeq names its product putative nucleoside diphosphate kinase. The coding region runs from base 1 to 1005 and encodes 334 amino acids. Gene Ontology annotation, cellular component: centrosome. Lineage: Eukaryota; Euglenozoa; Kinetoplastea; Trypanosomatida; Trypanosomatidae. The transcript has a single exon. The record is from RefSeq and is a predicted model, not a curated record.
AUGACAGCUCUUUCUCGUUAUGCUUUCAAAGUAGAUUACUAUGAUCCACAGGCGAACCUCAUGCGUCAGUAUUUGCUACUUUACUUUACAGAGGACGCAACAAUCGAAAUGCAUGACCUUAAACUAAAAAAAGUCUUUCUUAAACGUUGCGCCUAUCCAUCUUUAAGUGCACAUGAGUUUUUUAUUGGAGCCACCGUGAAUAUUUUUGCUCGAUCUUUAAAGCUUGUGGAUUAUGGAGAUGAAGCAACACGGAAGCACUUUUCAGCAGCACUGGGUGAGUUUAUUCUGCUCAUUACUGAAGAAGGGUUUUCUUGUGCCGGAACUAUUGUGGACAGGAUUGUUGCAAAAGAACUAAGGAUAACGAAUAUUCGUCUAGUCGAUUUACCAGAAGAUAUGUGUUUGCAAUUUGGAAUUUCUAAACGAUGCAUUGUUGUAUUAGUCAAGGGAUCUGAAGCGGCUGACAAGGUAGUUAAAUUAAAUGAGGCAUUUCCAAAUAUGACGUUUGUCGUAUCCAAUCCCACAGAUGUGAGUACUUGCUCUGGGGUUGCCUUCAGCCCUGGGAAAACAACUGCAGUAAUGAAAAACUGCGCCAUUUGCGUCAUCAAGCCUCACGCUAUAACAAGUGGCUAUCAGGGUGCAAUUCUUCAGCGUCUGAUUGAUGAAGGCUUUCAUAUUAGUGCUUUGGGCAUGUACACACUGACCUUGGCUGAUGCGGAAGAUUUUCUUGAGGUGUACAAUGGCGUGUUACCAGAAUACAAGAGACUUGUGGAGCAAAUGUCAAGCGGUCCAUGUUGGGCAAUAGAAGUAUGUGCUGAAAAUGCAGUGACCGCGCUUCGGGCUGUAUGUGGGCCACAUGACCUUGAGGUUUGUCACGUGUUAUUUCCUCACACUAUUCGUUCAAAAUAUGGCGUUGAUCACUCUCGAAACGCUGUACAUUGUACGGAUUUAGAAGAAGACGCACCUCUGGAGUCUGAAUUCUUUUUUUCACUACUCCAGAAUCUAUAG